AUGGAGGAGUCUCAAGCUAAGAUGGAAGCUCCAGCUUUCCUUUACGACACCUUACCCGCACUAUCCUUCUCAGACUCGAAUCAAUCGCCGACGUCGAAUCAGUCUCCGGCAACGCUCGGCGAUUCUCACUUCUACUCCGUUUUCCGCAACGACAUCGCCGAUCUCACCGUCGACACCACGCCGGUGGAAUCAGAGACGGUGGAUUUCUUAUCGCUGGACGUCGACGACGCCGGAGCGACUGAGAACGGCGGCGGAUUUGUAACGCCGGUCGUGGCGUCGAAGAAGAGUAGAAAGAGGAAGAAAGGCAAAGAAGCUGAGGAGCCCAGAUUAGAGACUAACAACUGGUUUAGUGAGAGCAGCUUCUCUAAAAUCCCAAUGCUUCAAUUGCAUAAAGAGAUAGUAGAUUUCUGCGAUUUCUUGUUACCAACACAAGAAGAGAAAGCGCUGCGUGAUGCAGCAAUGGACAAUGUUAGAAGUGUUAUUCAAUAUAUCUGGCCGAAUUGCAAGGUUGAGGUUUUUGGAUCAUACAGGACUGGACUUUAUCUUCCAACAAGUGAUAUUGAUGUGGUCAUUUUGGAAUCUGGUAUCACUAAUCCUCAACUAGGUCUACGAGCACUCUCCAGGGCAUUGUCUCAAAGGGGGAUUGCGAAGAAUAUUCUGGUGAUUGCUAAGGCUCGUGUACCAAUCAUCAAGUUUGUCGAGAAGAAAAGCAGUAUUUCAUUUGAUCUAAGUUUUGAUAUGGAGAAUGGACCAAAGGCAGCUGAGUUUAUACAGGAUGCUGUAUUAAGGCUGCCUCCUCUACGACCAUUAUGUCUAAUCUUGAAAGUAUUUCUACAGCAGAGAGAACUCAAUGAGGUGUACAGUGGUGGAAUUGGUUCGUAUGCACUUCUCGCAAUGCUCAUUUCAUUUCUCAAGUACCUCAAAGAUGGUCGAAGCCCACCAGAGCAUAACUUGGGAGUUCUAUUGGUCAAGUUCUUCGAUUUUUACGGGCGUAAAUUAAACACCGCAGAUGUUGGUGUAUCUUGCAAGAGAGGAGGUUCCUUCUUUUCAAAGUCCAACAAAGGUUUCUGGAACCCAGCUCGGCCAGGGCUCAUCUCUAUCGAGGAUCCACAGACACCAGAGAAUGACAUUGGCAAGAGCUCAUUCAACUACUUUCAGAUUCGAUCAGCCUUUGCAAUGGCUUUAUCUACUUUAACAAACGCAAAAUCCAUCCUAGCGUUAGGACCAAACCGAAGCAUCCUCGGCACGAUAAUCAGACCGGACCGGACUCUGUUAGAGCGCAAAGGAGGGAAGAACGGUGACGUGACUUUCAACAGCCUGCUUCCCGGAGCAGGAGAGCCGUUGCCGAUGCAGGGUAACGAAAACGGGCUAUUCUGCAACUGGGAUCUCGGCGAGGAAGAGGAAGAAGGUUCGUUCCCGAGAACUCCUCUAGUUGUAGAGACUCCUGGUAGCAAGACGAAAGAGUCUUCUCGGAAGAAGAAGAAGAAGAGCAGCAAGAAGAAGAUGGUGGUGGUUUCUGAUGAUGAUGAAGAGGAGGAGAAAGAAACGAGUUCCAAGAAGAGACGACGGAAGAACAAGGCCAAGAAUGGAAAGAAGGCGGCGGCGGCCGGCAAUGAUCUCUCCGACUCCGCCUUCUCCUUCGCGAUUUCCGAGGUUUUUUUAUCAAUCGUCGUCGUCUUCAUUUCAUCUCUUUCGAUACGGAUAUUCAUGGAAGGAACCUUCUUCAGAUUUGAUCAUGGUGAUGGUUACGUACUAACACAAAAGCCGCCAAAUCUCGUCACUCUCCCAACGGAGGAGCUACACUCUGACGAUCAUGGCUGUUUCGACUGCAACAUCUGCCUAGACACGGCGCAUGAUCCAGUCGUCACUCUCUGCGGACAUCUCUUUUGCUGGCCUUGCAUUUACAGAUGGCUAGACGUUCAGAAAUCUUCCCCUGUCUCCAUCAUCCAACACCAAAACUGCCCUGUUUGCAAAUCCAACAUCUCCAUCGGCUCGUUAGUUCCUCUCUACGGAAGAGGCAUGACUUCUUCUUCUUCUUCUUCAGAAGCUACGAUGAUACCCAAAAGACCCACUUCGUCCCCUUUAAACAACCUUAUCCAUUCAGCUUCAUCUCUCAACCCGAGCUUGCACCAUCACCAUCAUCAUCAUCAUCACCAUCAAGGUCAGUCUCCUCGUCACUUCACUGCGACGGAGUCAUCGACUGAUCUAGCCAAUGCAGUCAUGAUGAGUUUCUUGUACCCUGUGAUUGGAAUGUUUGGGGACAUGGUUUACGCGAGGAUGUUUGGAACGUUUACGAAUGCUGCUUUGGCUCAUCCUUACGAAAACGCGCGGCGGUCCAUCAUCAGUGGGAGCAGCAAUCAGAGGAUGUUGCAGGUAGAGAAAUAUAUGCAUCGGGUAUCGAUCUUCUUCCUCUGCUGCAUUCUCCUCUGCCUCUUUUUGUUCUGA
Messenger RNA from Microthlaspi erraticum, 2445 nucleotides. NCBI's taxonomy places the organism in Eukaryota, Viridiplantae, Streptophyta, Magnoliopsida, Brassicales, Brassicaceae. The record is from the annotation of a GenBank genome assembly.